Molecule: messenger RNA, 1125 nt
Organism: Penicillium diatomitis
Lineage: Eukaryota; Fungi; Ascomycota; Eurotiomycetes; Eurotiales; Aspergillaceae
Exons: 9
Coding region: 1-1125 (374 amino acids)
Biological process (GO): protein phosphorylation; osmosensory signaling pathway; cellular response to oxidative stress
Cellular component (GO): nucleus; cytoplasm
Molecular function (GO): ATP binding; MAP kinase activity
Source: RefSeq, a predicted model, not a curated record
AUGUCUAAAUCAGUGGGCCACACCCCCAUAGCCGUGAAGGAAAUGGCGCAGUUCACAGAGAGGAACGUUAUGGGUGUAUUAUUCGAAACGACAACAAGAUACCAACAGCUGGAGCUUGUGGGCGUCGGUAUCUCGGGACUUGUUUGCUCCGCAAGAGACCGGCUUACACACAAAACUGUUGCGAUCAAGAAACUUGCCGAGCCAUUUAAGACUGCCAGCAUCGCCAAAUAUGUCUUCCGAGAAGUGAAGCUAAUGAAACAGCUUGACCACGAGAAUAUUGUCCGUUUAACUGACGUUUUUAUCUCACCGUCCGAAGACAUCUAUCUAGUGACGGAUCUUAUGGCCACUGAUCUCGAUACUCUUUUGAAAUCGAAAAAGAUCGACGAAAAGUUCAGUCAGUACUUCAUGUAUCAAAUAAUGCGCGGCCUAAAAUACGUCCAUUCGGCCGGUGUACUUCAUCGUGAUCUAAAACCGAGUAAUAUUCUGGUUAAUGAAAACUGCGAUCUCAAAAUCUGCGACUUUGGCCUGGCUCGAGUCCAAGAGAUACAGAUGACCGGCUACGUUUCCACCCGAUACUACAGAGCCCCAGAAGUUAUGCUUAACUGGGGGCGAUACAAUGAAAAAGUCGAUAUCUGGAGUGCUGGCUGUAUCUUCGCGGAGAUGAUCCUAGGGCGACCCAUUUUUCCAGGGAAGAAUCAUAUAGACCAGUUCUGUGUGAUCGUCCAACUACUAGGCACUCCGCCGGAUAACGUCACGGCUAAUGUGACGAAUCAAAGUACUUUGAGUUUUAUCAGGUCGAUCCCCACCCGACCUCGCAAACCUCUAGCAGAGCUUCUGCCCAUCACCGACAGGGAUUCUAUUGGUCUACUGGAGGAGUUGCUUCAGUUCGACCCGGAGAAGCGAUGUUCCGCGGCUAAGGCACUCGAGGCCCGAUAUCUCGCCCUGUAUCAUGACCCAGGUGACGAGCCUGUUGCUGCCGAGAGAUUUGACAUAUCUUUCCUGGAAGCAAACCUAACGGCUGAUGUGUGGAAAAAUAUUACGUAUGGUGAAAUUCUAGGUUACCAUGAGCAAGCCGUAGGGUCGACAGAGGUAACACCGUAUCUCAGCCGGAUGGAUCUCGGUUAA